UAUAAUUCCACCUCAUAUUUUAUGUGUUCCAAACUUCUUCUUGGAAUGUCCCCUCCAUAAUAAUCCUCAAACAAAAGCCACCAGAGAGAGAGCAAAGCUCAUUCUCUUUAGAGAGAGCAAAAAAGAAUGGCAGCUUGCACUGUCUACUCAACACAAUCUCUGAGCACAAACUGCUCCAUCUCAACCCCAGCAAAGACACAACAUGGUUUUCACCAAAGACAGGUAGUUUUCUACACCACAAGCAGGAGGAACAGCAAGAGGGGCAGCCUCAGUGGCAGCAGCAGGUAUGUGAUAACAUGUGCAGCUGGUGACUCACAGACAGUGGUGAUUGGCCUGGCAGCUGACUCAGGUUGUGGUAAGAGCACCUUCAUGAGGAGGCUGACAAGUGUGUUUGGAGGAGCAGCAGAACCACCAAAGGGUGGCAACCCUGACUCCAACACUCUCAUCAGUGACACCACCACUGUCAUAUGCUUGGAUGAUUACCACUCUUUGGAUAGAACUGGCAGAAAAGAAAAGGGAGUCACUGCUCUUGACCCUAGAGCCAACGAUUUUGAUCUCAUGUAUGACCAAGUUAAAGCCCUCAAGGAUGGAAUUGCUGUUGAAAAACCUAUUUACAACCAUGUCACUGGCCUCUUGGAUCCACCUGAGCUCAUCAAACCCCCCAAAAUCUUAGUCAUUGAAGGGUUGCACCCAAUGUUUGAUCCUCGAGUCAGAGACCUCUUGGACUUCAGCAUCUACCUAGACAUUAGCAACGAGGUGAAAUUCGCUUGGAAAAUUCAGAGAGACAUGGCAGAGCGUGGACACAGUCUUGAAAGCAUCAAGGCUAGCAUUGAAGCAAGAAAGCCUGAUUUUGAAGCAUAUAUUGAUCCACAAAAGCAAUAUGCUGAUGCAGUGAUAGAAGUGUUGCCAACUCAACUGAUUCCAGAUGACAAUGAGGGUAAGAUUUUGAGAGUGAGGUUGAUACAGAAAGAGGGGGUUAAGUAUUUUAGCCCAGUUUACUUGUUUGAUGACGGCUCCACCAUUUCCUGGAUACCAUGUGGAAGGAAGCUUACAUGUUCAUACCCUGGCAUCAAAUUCUUCUAUGGACCAGAGACUUACUACGGAAAUGAGGUGUCAGUAGUAGAAAUGGAUGGACAAUUUGACAGACUAGAUGAACUAAUUUACGUAGAGAGCCACCUAAGCAACCUCUCAACCAAGUUCUAUGGAGAGGUUACUCAACAAAUGUUGAAGCAUGCUGAUUUCCCCGGCAGCAACAAUGGCACAGGACUCUUCCAAACCAUAGUUGGUUUGAAGAUAAGAGAUCUAUAUGAACAGAUUAUAUCCACCAAGGCUGAGACUCCAGUAGGAGCAGCAAAAGCUUAGGAACCUGCCAUAAUAUAUAUACACAUGCCAUUCAUCAAUUCUCAUUAUCAUUUUCUUCUUUCA
Molecule: messenger RNA, 1425 nt
Organism: Cajanus cajan (pigeon pea)
Lineage: Eukaryota; Viridiplantae; Streptophyta; Magnoliopsida; Fabales; Fabaceae
Gene: PRK
Product: phosphoribulokinase
Biological process (GO): carbohydrate metabolic process
Molecular function (GO): ATP binding; phosphoribulokinase activity
Source: RefSeq, a predicted model, not a curated record